AUGUGUUUCGUGUAUCUGAAGUCAUUAGUUGACUUUAUUCACUGAAUAUCAAGAUAUACAACAAUAGAGACUAUACUAGACUAUAUAAUCUUCUUCCCUUGUAACCCUCUCAAAUUAUCAGUAAUCAUGUUUAGUAAACUUUGGUGGAUGGUUGUAGUGAUUCUUUCUCUGUCUAAUUCUGAGAGAUCUUAUUGCAAGCUGGUUUGGGAGGGAUCCAUUGGGUUGAUCAAUGGUUUCACGUCGUUGACAAACACCAAGAAGCACGCCUAUGGUCAAACCUUCGACGACGAGAUACUUACUUUCACGAAUGGUACCGUGCCUUCUUUCUCUGUCAGCUUCUUUUUUGCUAUUGUCCCUGAGCAUAAGCACAAAGGCUAUCAUGGUAUGGCGUUUGUGAUCUCUCCCACCAGAGGGAUUCCUGAUGCAUCUGCUGAUCAGUACCUUGGAAUCUUUAACAAAGCCAACAACGGUAACAUCUCGAAUCAUAUCAUCGCUGUGGAGCUUGAUAUACAUAAAGAUGAAGAGUUUGGUGACGUUGAUGAUAACCACGUUGGUAUCAACAUUAAUGGAAUGAGAUCUAUUGACUCGCAUCCUGCUGGUUAUUAUGAUCAAGAUGGUCAGUUCAGAAACAUUUCUUUGAUCAGUGGAAAGCUACUCAGAGUCACGAUUCUGUAUAGCCAAGACAAGAAGCAGCUUAAUGUCACCUUAUCAUCACCGGAAGAGGCUUAUCACCCCGACAGGCCGCUUCUUUCGCUGAACAGAGAUCUGUCCCCAUUUGUUUUGGAGAAAAUGUAUGUCGGCUUCUCAGCCUCAACGGGAAUGGUUGGAGCAAUGCAUUACUUGUGGAGUCGGUUUUUCACAUACGAUCUUAAUGUUCAUGAACUAGACUUCCCUAUACCGACGUUUCCUCCAUAUCCAAAUCCAAAGUCUCAGGUGAAGCGGACUGUUAUGGUGACCUUCUUGACAAUUCUUCUCUUUAUUGCGCUUGUUGCCUCGGCUUUAAGUAUCUUCUUCUAUAAGAAACACAAAAUGGUAAAGGAGGUUUUAGAAGAAUGGGAGAUUCAGUGUGGUCCCCAUAGGUUUUCUUACAAGGAACUCUUUAAAGCCACCAAGGGUUUCAGUGACAAACAACUCCUAGGUAAAGGAGGGUUUGGUCAGGUCUUCAAGGGCACACUUCCAGGUUCUGACACAGAGAUUGCUGUUAAACGAAUCUCGCAUGAUUCAAGACAAGGAAUGCAGGAGUUCUUGGCAGAGAUAUCGACUAUUGGUCGGCUUAGACAUCAGAACCUAGUCAGGCUUCAGGGCUAUUGUAGGUACAAAGAGCAGCUCUACUUGGUUUAUGACUUUAUGCCCAAUGGAAGUCUUGACAAGUACCUCUACCGCAGAGGGAAUCAAGAGCCACUCACUUGGAACCAACGUUUCAAGAUCAUCAAAGAUGUUGCCUAUGCACUCUGCUAUCUUCAUCAUGAGUGGGGACAAGUUGUGAUUCAUAGAGACAUCAAGCCGGCAAAUGUCCUGAUUGACCAUCAUAUGGAUGCAAGGCUUGGGGAUUUCGGUUUGGCUAAGUUGUAUGAUCAGGGUUUUGAUCCACAUACAUCUAGAGUAAUUGGAACUAUUGGGUAUAUAGCACCUGAGCUCAUAAGAAGCGGAAGAGCAACCACAGGGACAGAUGUAUAUGUCUUUGGGUUGUUUAUGCUGGAAGUUUCUUGCGGUAGAAGGUUGAUAGAGCCACGAGCACCCUCCAACGAGGCCGUCCUUGCUGAAUGGACGUUAGAGUGCUGGGAAAGUGGAGAUAUUCUCGAGGCAGCUAGUGAAAGACUCCAUGCAGAACAAGAUAGAGAACAGGUGGAGCUUGUUAUGAAGCUGGGAGUGUUAUGUUCACACCAGGUUGCAACAAUUAGGCGGGACAUGUCUAAGGUGAUCAAGAUCUUGAACUGUGAUGUGCAGAUUCCAGAUAAUCUACUAGAUAUUGUCAAAGCUGAGAAGAUCAGAGUGUGGUCUGAGAUAUCUGAGAGAGCGCUUGGUGUCUUGAAUACACAAAUGUCCAUCGGUACCUUGACGCUUACGGAACCUUUUACCUCUCAUGGCCGCUGAGACGUGAUGUCCAGGUCAGUCGUGCAAUGAUGUAUGACGUGUUUGUGUUUUUAACAUGAAAACAUAUGAAGUGUUGCUUUAUAAUAUUUAUUUGUAUAUUGUAUUGUAUUGAAUGUAUCGUUGCUUUAUAAAUAUUUUAUGUUGUUCAUUGUAUUAAAUGUAUCGUUAUCUGGUUCAUUGCGAACUUCUUUAUUUGUAUAUAAACAUAAUUUUUCAUGUUGGUUCGGCUCACCAUAGCACCAAACAAAAAUGGGAGAUGCUUUAACGUGCGCUGCUGCAACAAGAAAUUGCGCAAACAAUUAAGCAUGGUGCAAGGUUGCUAGGUUUGUGACAGCUCUAGCUUGUUUUGAAGCUAGGAGUGUUUAAGUUCGCAUAAGGCUGAAGAGGUUUAGACCGGAUAUGCCUACGGUGGUUAAGAUCAUGGACGGAGUUUCUGAGCUUCUUGAUAACCUGCUCGAUAUUCUUAGAACUGAAAAGUUGGGGAAAUGGUACGAGAAGUAUGGAGUGUGCUUGAUACGGAAAUGACGAUGGAGUCUGCAGGUAACUUGACAGUCAAGAACAAUGACUUCUGUCGUACGGUAAAUGUGAUUGUAGGUGACGUAAGAUUUUUAACAUGUGAUGGUGUUACCUUUUCAAAAAAAUUUCAUGUUGUUGAUUGUAAUGAAUGUAUCGUAUUUAUUACUGUUCUUACUUUAUACCGGCGGUGUGUUUAUUACACAUGUGACCUGAGAAGUAC
This is a messenger RNA of Brassica napus (rape), 2830 nucleotides long. RefSeq names its product L-type lectin-domain containing receptor kinase V.4. The record is from RefSeq and is a predicted model, not a curated record. Gene Ontology annotation, cellular component: plasma membrane. NCBI's taxonomy places the organism in Eukaryota, Viridiplantae, Streptophyta, Magnoliopsida, Brassicales, Brassicaceae. Gene Ontology annotation, biological process: protein phosphorylation. Gene Ontology annotation, molecular function: carbohydrate binding; ATP binding; protein kinase activity.